GUAGAUUGUGAGAUUGUCGGUGUCAUUUUGACGAACAUGAAAGUCGGAUUUCCCUAGGUUUACCUGUUUAAGUAGAGAAAUAAGCGCGCCGAGGUUGGUAUUCGUUGUGUAGAUCGACGGAGGUUUGAUGCGCGCGCUGUCCGCUGCGGUGUUGUUGGCAGUUGCCGCGUUUGUUGUUUGAUGUGAUGCCGCUGAGGCGGGCGCCUUUGCUUGUCGCGGCUUCUGUUUCUUCGGCGGUGUGACCGUAUGGAGGCGAUGGCAGCGGGGCGAUUAGCGCGACUUCGUGUGUAGUUUUGGCCGCUGCUAUGCGGAGAGGGUCUUGUCGGCCUUUAUCGUGAGCAGGCAGGAACCUGAACUGCUGUAUGUUGUCCGUUCGGCUAGGGUCUAUUGUUGGUCAAUUAUACGCAUUUUCUGUCGUGGAUUGGUUAUUUGGAUAUCCAAAUACGACAUUUUGAAGAGGCGCAUAUCGGUUAGCAGUCGAUUUCGGAAUUGCGCCUUUGUUGGUGUUGAUGUACAAGUUCUUGACGAACUUCUUUGGAAAUUCCCAUGUUUCGGGAUUUUCUUUGUCUCCAGGCUGUGGAAUGGUCGUUUCUGCACGGGAACGUUUUUUCGCCGCACUGAGAUUAGGUGUCACUGUUGAGACGUUUAUGUGCAGCUCUUUUCUGGCUUGCUUGAAGAGUUUUUCCAGCGUAGUGGAGUUUGUAGCACCUUUGGCACCUGGUGUAAGUCGGCCUGAUGGCGAUACUACAUUCUCGAUGUGGGAACUGCUUGUGUUCGGCGGUGAUUUUCGAUCUCGGUCAAGUCAGCUUGCGAUAGUCCGCUAAGCGACAUAUUGUCGUUAUCGGUCAUUUUUUAUCUAGACGUGUCGAGAACAGGGACGCGAAGCGUCGCCUGUUCGGCCGGGCUCUUUGUGGAAGCGGAGGCUUUUUGCUCGAUUUUCGCACUGUCAGAUUGCAAAAUAAUUAGCUAUCGCACACUAAACUGGUAGUCGUGCGUGCUAUCCGUUUACCUAAACUGAAAUAUUACGUUCAAAAUUUCAUAUCUGAUAUAUUAUAAAGUACUUCAACAUGUACAAACUAAAAUUAAUAAUAAAUAACGGCAAUCCAUAAAUAAUAGCAUAGUAUAUCUCGAGCUUUGGUUUUUAUGCGCAGUACAUAGAAGGAAAGCAAGCGAAGGUGAUAAUUUUUCAUCUAAAAACUAAACCUCAAAUCCACCUACCCUAUAACAACGAAUAUAGACUUCAUAUAGAAGAACGGUUCGUAUAGCGGCGAGGGGACGGAAAGCGAUAGUUCGGUACGCUCCGCGAGAUGGCGGCAGCCAUCAAUUUCUAUCGUGCUGUCUCUCUCACUCUCACGGCGCCAUUCAAAUUUUAAGCUUGCAGUCGUCAAGUCAGCCGAAUGUCAAUCUCCUUGCUACAUGAAUGUUAUAAAAUUAAAUAAUAGCAGCGUAGAUGUAAAUAAUAAAUAAAUAUUAUAUGUGACGCACUAUGAAAAUUGUAAUAGUGUAUAAUAGUUUAAUUAUUACGUGAUACUUAAAAUUUAAUUUUCGCUACAGUGUGCGUAAAAACAAUAAAUCGGGAUACUUGCUCUUAGUUAAUAUUAGUUUGUUUAUAAUUAAAAACAGCCAUCAAAAUAAAAACAAUCAAACUAAUAUUAUUCGAUGGAAACCAAUCGGGAAGGUGGCUAAGUUUUCUUCCAUCAGGAAAAGGAUAGGAUAAAAGGAAAGCAUAGGUGUAGGAAUGGCGAUGAUGAUACACAUAAAUUAUUUACAUUUCAUGCAACUAUCGAUCAACACUCAUGCAACUGCUGUUAAUGAAGGUAUUUACAAAUAUUUAAUUAAUUAAAGAAAAGAAAAGAAUAUGAAAAAUAAUCAUCAAAUUAUUUGUUUAUUUCUGCAAUUUUCCUUUAAUUUAUCUACAUCUGAAACUUUUACUAAUGUAUAAAGAUUUUCAUGAAUUUCGGACGUUAUUAUAACCUCUGAUUACUGAAUUUUCACAUUUAUUUACUCUAAUAACACUCGUGAUAAACAGAUUUACCGUAUCUCAUCACUGGGAAAUCUGUGAAAGGUCAAAUCAGGAUUUUUUGCCUUCGAUGUUCCACAAUCGGUGUAGACACAAAGUGCACGUGGAGGCGACAUGCUGACCACGAAAUCUUCUUCGCUAAACACGAUAAACCUAUCCAAAAAAAUCUCACGAAACUAGAACGAUGUACUUCCCUAUUCACUACUAUUAUUUAUCGCUAUUUGUUGCAAAAAAAAUCUGUAAACUGUCGACUACAAUGACCAACAAACACAGAGACUGCGGUAAAGCUCUCUUCGCGCUGUUUACACAGCAGGAUCGAGCGGGAAACUGACAGGAGCUGCGUUUUCGCGGUUUUUUCCUAGUCAGAAAAAUAUGGUUGUCGCAACCAAUACUUUUGUAAAACCUCCUUACACACUCAUUAUUCAUUUUCUUGUCAUUUAUUUACUUUCAUUAUUGUUAAAAAGUAUAUUUUACAUAAUAUACUGCAUGAAUGAUGAAUCGUCUGCUUGUGCGUGCUCAUAUGCGCGCCAAGCUGUAGGAAACUCAUAGGUGGCGCCGCCGAGCGGUUGGGUAACAGAACUAACGGCCUGUUACCCAAGCUUUCGUCCCCCCAUUUUAACCCAGAACCGUUCUUCUAUAGGAAGUCUAUAUUCGUUGCCUAUAAGCACCGAGAGCUCUUCAAUUAGAGGUUAUAUUUUCGAACGAUUGCUUCACGAAUAAAUAAAUGCCUUAAGUAUGCAGCUAUCUACUUAGUACGCUACAUAGCUACGUGUCUAGGUGUUCGGGGUCGGCGAUGGCGAACUCUAGGAAGUGCGCUCCGUAAAUUUUUGUAAAAGGCUCACUUGUAUACAUCAUUCUUUAGCUUUAUGGAGUUGUAGGAAGGACGCAUCGUUUCGAAAACAAAAAACGGAUUCCUAACCUCAAAAUUAAAAAAAAAAUUUAAUUGACUACUCGAAUGGAAAUUCGAUGUUCGAGCCCCAUACAUGGGGCGAAAAUUUCGUCCGUUUUUCACGAAAAGCCUCCAUUUACGAGAUAUCGACGAAAAAUGCAUUUUCAUAUGCGAUUCCUGAAUCCCGACAUCGGCGACCCUCUGGACAUCAUCUAUUUGUGAUUCGUAAUCUUACUUUCUCCUGACCAGGGAUCAGUUUCGAGAGAACUCCCUUAAUAAAUAUUAUAUUCUUGCCCUCGCUUUCCUCCAAUCUUCAAACGAAUUAACAAAAAUUUUUUUCCUAUUAAAACUUUGCUGCAUGGGGUGAAUGGGGUAUGUGGGUAUAAGAGUUUCAGUUUUAGGAUCGCUCCUCUCAUUUGUUCACUGUUGAAUAAGUGAAAUCAGAUUCACUUAUUCAAAAGUGAAAUUUUCAUUUGACAAAAUAGUAUUUAUGUUAGCGUUUCACUGAUUAGAAUAGUCAUAUUUUCACUGUUCUAAAAUUUAAACCGAAUUUUAGUGUCAAAAUAGGGAUUUUUUCACUAUUUCAACAGUGAAAAUGCGUUCACUGCAUACAUAGUGAAAAUUUUCACUGUUUUACAUGGAGAGAGAAGGUUGAUAUAAAGGUUGAAAUCAAGGUUCAAUCAAGGUAGUAUCAACCUUUAUAUCAAGGUUGAUAUCAACUUUGAUAUUUUUGACAGGGCUUUUAUUUACGUUGAUCCUUAACGCUGAUUUUGUACCUAUUAUAUAAUGUGUACGUUAUUUGUGAUGAAGCAGUUUAAUUAUGUACAAUUAUGUAAUUUGCAUCCGAAAUACAUACGUAUUAUACACACAAAUUGGCCGAUCCCAAUGAAAUUUGUGUAAAUUUUUUGUAAUAUGGGGAAUUCUAAGGGAAAAAAACACUUUCUUGACUUCAAAAACGGCGAAAAAAAAUUGUUGGGGUACGCGCCCGAAACACUUAUUUUAUAAUUGUACAUAUUUAGAACAAUGCAAAAUCACGUUUUGACACUGAGAAAGUGCCUUGUGGAACUGUUUUCUGGGCCACUGAAAUUCGUCAAAAACUAGCCAUUGUUCAACGGCAUGAACUUAUAAGCUCUGAAGGUGCAAACAGAAAAUGUAUUACGGUAGGAUGAAAGAACAAGAGAAGAGCUUUAAUUAAAGAAAAAAUGCGUUAAAACGGCUUGAUUUGGUCAGUUAUCCGCAUUAAAAAUGUGGAAAAAUCACGAAAAAAAGGUACAAAUUUCAUGACUCUGAAAAAUCCUGACAUUUUCAUGAUUUUUCCACAUUAUCAAUUGUACGUAACUUUUAACCAAAUCAAGCAUUUUCAACGCAUUUUUUUAAAUUAAAGCUUUUUUCUCGUACUUUCACUUCCUUACCGAUACACAUUUAUUGUUUGUGCCCUCAUGAAUUGGGUACGUGUCGUUGAAAAAUAGCUAUUUUUCGACGAAUUUGGCGGCCGAGAAAACAUUGUCACAAACAACUUUUUCAGUGUUGGAGCGUGGUUUUACAUUGUUCUAAGCAUUUACAAGUAGAAAACAAGUGUUUUGGGCGCAUGCCAACAAUUUUUUUCGACGUUUUUGAAGUCGAGUAAGUGUAUUUUUUCCAUAGAAUUUCUCAUAUAUAUUAUCAUACAGCCUCAUGAGGUUUGAAAGCAUAAAUUUAUAUUUAUUAAACGAAAUGUUUAUUUUCGGCAUACUGAGUACGAUAUAACUUUAAAUUUAUAAUUCUUUUUUUUCAAUAACUUUGUUUAAUAUUACUUGAGGUUACCGCGCGCAACGACCGAAAAAUAAUGCGCUCGAUAGAUAGGAUUCUCGCAUACUAUAUAACGAAAAAUACCUAACGUUAUUUAAACGCAUGCAUGUAUGUGUACCUUCCGUAUUCUAAUAAAGUUCACCUGUUUGCUGUCUGCACAUUUUUAAAUUUCUUCCUUUUCCUGCCAAAACUGAUAGGUGGCGUCAGACGCCUGCACUGCGCCAAAGCUUAUUAUCAUAAUAUGAGCUCUAGAGUAAGAGAGACAGAUUAAUGUAUUUCAAUUCCCAGCAGAUGGCGACACGUUCCUUAGCUCGCUUGUUAUAGCAUGGCGGUACUAUACUAUACAAAGUUACUUCUCUGUGGGCAGAAAGUAAAACUAUCAACCAAAAUAUUUUCGUUGAUGCUUAUAGUAUUUUGACAGAAAAAUUACAAUUCUAUACACGAACAAUAAAUCAAAUUCAAUGGUAUUUUCAAAUCAUGCACAUACAUAAUUUUAUUUUUACUCUUACAAUUAAAUUACAGCUCGAUUAAAUUUGUGUUAAUCACUUGUUUUCUAAAAUCUUGCAAGAAUAAUAAAAUUUAAGUACUGAAACUGCAAGAAACAUUUACAACAAAAUGAGCUUCAACUUCAUCUGUUGUUUUUAAAUUUGCUGUUUGUUGUGGGCUGUAUCUGCAUAAAUAAGGAAUAAUGGAUAAGCUGACAGUGAUCUCAGGAACAUUGUUCCUUGCAGCUGACAUGUUUGCAAUUGUCAGUCUUGCCAUGCCAGAUUGGAUCAUUACAGAUGUUGGAGGUGACACGAGGCUGGGAUUAAUGUGGUCGUGUAUGACAUUGUAUAAUAGACCUCAGAUCUGUUACAAACCUGAUUUGAAACCAGAGUGGUGGAUGGCCUUGGUUUGCAUUUUAGUAGGGUGCAUUUUGAUAACCACUACAGUCAUACUUUUGAUAAGUUCUCACUGGGAUCGUAAUGUUAUUCCCUAUGCUCGUUGGGUUGGAUUCACAGCAAUGGUGCUUUUCUGCUUGGCAGCAGUUAUAUUUCCAAUGGGAUUCCAUAUUGAUGAAAUUGGUGGCCAACCUUACCAGCUACCCAAUUCUCAUCAAGUAGGCAUUUCCUACAUUUUGUUUGUAUUAGCAUUAUGGAUUACUGUGAUUUCCGAGCUGUUUGCUGGUAAAGUCUGUUUACCACAUUUUUAGCAUCUUCUGACAAAUUUUUUUUUCUUCUCUUUGCUGUUAAGUAUUUUGUGUAUUCCAUACAUUUAUAGAAGAGAUAUUCCAAGGUUGGAAGAAUUUUUGGAAAGAUUCAAAAUGAAAUGAAAUUCUAAAUUGUUUUCAUUCAAAAGUCAGUUAUUUUAACUGAAUCGUUUCAUGAUACCAGUUUCUUUUUUAUUUUGUAUCUGUAUCAUAAUUUGUAAUUUUUGUAUAUAUACUAGGUUUAACUUGAAAUAUCGAAUAUCAGUACACCAAAUAUAACCCUGCUUUGUAAUUCUACAAUUUUUAAAUUCUGCACUAAUUAAAUGCACAAAUUUUUGUACCAUCAUAAGAGUAGCGAAUUAGUUUACUCUAUAAAUAAUUACUUAUGCCAAUGUUGAGUUUUAACAGUAUUGUACUGAUGGUUGUGACAUGUAAUUUAAUAUUUUAUAAGACUUGUAAUAAUUAAGAAAUGAGAAUCUUUUAUAAAAAUGUUUUAAAAAUUUUAUACUACUAUAGACACGUUUGAUUAAAGCUGUUAUCUUCCAUUGAUGUAUGUUAGUAAUAAGAAGCAAAUAAAACGUAUUCUAUUAAUUGUAUAUAAAAAAAAUAAAUAAAUAAAUAAGUGAAACAAAUGUA
Molecule: messenger RNA, 6522 nt
Organism: Nasonia vitripennis (jewel wasp)
Lineage: Eukaryota; Metazoa; Arthropoda; Insecta; Hymenoptera; Pteromalidae
Exons: 3
Coding region: 5386-5889 (167 amino acids)
Biological process (GO): negative regulation of smoothened signaling pathway
Cellular component (GO): Golgi apparatus; ciliary membrane
Source: RefSeq, a predicted model, not a curated record